UCAUGGAUCAGAUGAUCAAGGCCGUAAAACCAGCCAAUGAGUGGAAGGUGCUGGUUAUUGACGACCACACCACACGCAUCAUCUCAUCGGCUGUGCGCAUGUACGACAUCACCGACAACGGAGUCACAGUGGUGGAACAGUUGUCGAAGGUACGCCAGCCUCUGCGACACUACGAGGCCAUAUACUUUGUAAAGCCAUGUGCUGAAUCCUUCAAGAAGAUCGAAAUGGAUUUCCAAAACAACUUCAAGUACGCGGCCAUCCAUCUCUUCACAUCGAGCGCGUGUCCGGAUGAUCUAUUCAAAAGCAUUGCAAAGAGUAAUGCGGCAAAAUACAUCAAGACAUUCAGUGAACUCAACAUUGACUUCCUGGCGAAUGAGAAACAACACAGUUGUAGCUCACUUAGCGCUAUCACUUUAUUACGUUUUCGCCCUCAACACAUCGCUUUGAAACUACGCUUCACACAUCCCUGGGCAAACCCCUAA
This is a messenger RNA of Sphaeroforma arctica JP610, 482 nucleotides long. RefSeq lists its product as hypothetical. The transcript is spliced from 4 exons. Gene Ontology annotation, cellular component: plasma membrane; secretory granule. Gene Ontology annotation, molecular function: syntaxin binding. The annotation marks the transcript as partial. Gene Ontology annotation, biological process: intracellular protein transport; vesicle-mediated transport. Lineage: Eukaryota; Ichthyosporea; Ichthyophonida. The record is from RefSeq and is a predicted model, not a curated record.